AUGGAGAAAGCGUUUGAUAGAGUGUGGCACGACGGACUAAUCCACAAGCUCCACGCAAUGUCAACCGUCCCCACACCCCUGAUAAAAAUCAUAAAAUCCUUCCUAUCGAAUCGGAACUUCAGAAUCCAAAUCUCCGACCUCAAAUCAACCCUCCGAACAAUCGAAGCAGGAGUUCCACAGGGGUCAUGCCUUUCUCCCCUAUUAUACAUCCACUACAUUAAUGAUCUCCCAUCCUCACCUCAUGUUACUACCUCAUUGUUUGCCAACGACACCUUGUUUUACUCCAGUAUCACGUCGAUAAACUUCGCCAUAAUCCGUCUUCAACGCCAUGUCACAACAACAACCGACUGGAUUCAAAAAUGGCGUUUAAAACUUAACACACUAAAAACUGUAUGCAUACUUUUCGGUAACAGGCGAAAAGCACCCGCGCGUAAAAUCGAAAUACUAGGCCAACAAAUUGACUGGAAAAACAAGACCUCCUAUCUCGGCGUCACACUAGAUAAAGCCAUGCGACUACACGAACAUGUCAAGCCCUGCAUCAGAAAGGCUAAGCAAGCCAGAGGGGCACUAUACACGAUAUUAAACAGCAGAUCACUCAUCUCAUUGCCAACCAGACUCUUAAUUUAUAAAUUGUACAUUAAACCAAUCCUACUUUAUGCCUCCUACGCAUGGGGUCCUCUCAUCUGUACAUCUAACUGGGCAUAG
This is a messenger RNA of Macrosiphum euphorbiae (potato aphid), 705 nucleotides long. NCBI's taxonomy places the organism in Eukaryota, Metazoa, Arthropoda, Insecta, Hemiptera, Aphididae. The record is from the annotation of a GenBank genome assembly.